Messenger RNA from Aspergillus steynii IBT 23096, 3206 nucleotides. It is a transcript of the gene glpV, whose product is annotated as glycogen phosphorylase. Gene Ontology annotation, cellular component: cytoplasm. Gene Ontology annotation, biological process: glycogen catabolic process. Lineage: Eukaryota; Fungi; Ascomycota; Eurotiomycetes; Eurotiales; Aspergillaceae. Gene Ontology annotation, molecular function: glycogen phosphorylase activity; pyridoxal phosphate binding. The transcript is spliced from 8 exons. The record is from RefSeq and is a predicted model, not a curated record. The coding region runs from base 412 to 3051 and encodes 879 amino acids.
CGCCAAUCAGUCGCGAUGGGCUGGUCUGGAAUUCUGACGUUUGGGGCUUGCUUUAGCUCUUCAAGGUCUUUUGUCCUGCUCCUUGUUUUUGCCUCCCCGUGAAUCGCAACCCCGCCCACUUCACUGUCAAACGAGGGGGGGCCGUCGUCAACUGCAGAGUACUCGGUAGGUAUAUAAUGUCUCUCGUCUGCCGGCUCUCGUUCCCCUCUUUCCUUUGUUGUCGCGACACCGGGAGGAGCCUUCCUUGACUUCCCCUCCGUAUUGCUAGCAUCCUAGUAUCAAUCCAUUGCGCUGUUCUAUCCUUCCUCUGCCAUCUCUCUAUCCCGUUAGACUUGAAUCAUUCCGUUGUCGCAUACAUAUCGCCCGUCCUUCAUUCCGUAUCUUUACAUUCACUCAUCCACACCCGCCGCCAUGACCGAGGAACGCCGUGAGAGAAGACCCUCGGUCGGUGCUCCUGUCUCCGAGCUCCAGGGUCCCAUUGGCCCCGGCUUCAGUCGGCCCAAGCACAAGAGAACCUACACGGGCUUUGGUCCGGCGGAGACCAAGAGCGUCGAGGCCAGCAUCCCCGAGCCGCUGAGAGAAUUAUGGAGGAACUACUCCGUCCGUGGCUUUACCAGCAAGGAAGAUUUUGAGAAAGAAUUGGUCCGCCAUGUCGAAACCACCUUGGCUCGGUCUCUGUACAACUGUGAUGAGCUUGCCGCAUACUCGGGAACCGCGCUGGCCUUUCGAGAUCGUUUGAUUAUUGACUGGAAUAAAACCCAGCAACGCCAGUCCUUCACAGACCAGAAAAGGGUGUACUACCUCUCGCUCGAGUUUCUGAUGGGAAGGGCACUGGACAAUGCCAUGCUCAACGUGGAAAUGAAGGAUAUUGCCAGAGAGGGAUUGAAGGACCUUGGCUUCCGGAUCGAAGACGUUGUCAACCAGGAACAUGACGCCGCCUUGGGAAACGGAGGCUUAGGUCGCCUGGCCGCGUGCUUUCUCGACAGCAUGGCGACGCUGAACUAUCCCGCCUGGGGCUAUGGCUUGCGUUACCGCUAUGGGAUCUUCAAACAAGAGAUCGUGAACGGUUAUCAAGUGGAGAUCCCCGAUUACUGGCUUGACUUCAACCCGUGGGAAUUUCCUCGACAUGAGAUCACCGUUGACAUCCAGUUCUACGGCUGGGUGCGGAAAUAUGAGAAUGAACACGGGAAAACCGUCCACUCGUGGCAAGAUGGUGAGAUCGUUCAAGCGAUCGCCUACGACAUGCCCAUUCCGGGUUAUGGAACCAGCACAACGAACAACCUUCGACUCUGGUCCAGCAAGGCAAGCAGCGGAGAAUUUGAUUUCCAGAAGUUCAAUGCUGGCGACUACGAAAGUGCAGUGGCUGAACAACAGCGCGCAGAGACUAUCUCCGCCGUUUUGUACCCCAACGACAAUCUCGAGAGAGGUAAGGAACUCAGGUUGAAGCAGCAAUACUUCUGGUGCGCUGCUUCAUUGCAUGACAUCGUUCGGCGGUUCAAGAAGACCCAGAGACCAUGGAGCGAUUUUGCAGACCAGAUUGCUAUCCAGCUUAAUGAUACCCACCCUACCCUGGCCAUAGUUGAGCUGCAGCGCAUCUUGAUUGAUCAGGAGGGUCUGGAAUGGGACGAGGCCUGGAACAUCGUGACGAGUACCUUUGGUUACACCAACCAUACUGUCUUGCCCGAGGCAUUGGAGAAAUGGUCUGUUCCAUUGUUGCAGAACCUCCUCCCUCGACACAUGCAAAUCAUCUUCGACAUCAACUUGUUUUUCUUACACUCCGUGGAGAAGAGGUUCCCGGAUGACCGGGACUUGCUCUCUCGGGUGUCAAUCAUCGAAGAAUCGCACCCAAAGAUGGUUCGCAUGGCCUACAUAGCAAUCAUUGGUUCCCACAAGGUCAACGGAGUGGCAGAGCUGCAUUCCGAUCUACUCAAGACCACGCUAUUCAAGGACUUCGUUCAAAUCUAUGGACCCGACAAGUUCACUAACGUCACCAACGGUAUCACCCCUCGCCGCUGGUUGCACCAGGCCAACCCACGGCUUUCGGAGCUAAUCGCCUCGAAGCUCGGUGGACGCGAGUUCUUGACGGACCUGACACUGCUCGACAAACUGGAAGCGUUCGUCGAUGACAAGGAAUUCCGCAAGGAAUGGGAAGAGAUCAAGACUGCGAACAAGAUCCGUCUUGCGAAGCACAUCAAGGACACCACUGGCUACAGCGUCAACCCCACUGCCUUGUUCGACAUCCAAGUGAAGCGUAUCCACGAGUAUAAGCGCCAGCAGCUUAAUAUUUUUGGAGUGAUUCACAGAUAUCUGACAAUCAAAGCCAUGUCCCCUGAAGAAAGGAAGCAAGUCUUGCCCCGAGUGUCCAUCAUCGGUGGAAAGGCGGCCCCGGGCUAUUGGAUGGCCAAGACCGUGAUCCAUCUCGUCAACAACGUUGCGUCCGUCGUAAACAACGAUCCGGAUAUUGGCGAUCUCUUGAAAGUGAUCUUUGUUCAGGACUACAAUGUUAGCAAAGCCGAGUUGAUUUGCCCCGCCUCGGACAUCAGCGAGCACAUCUCAACGGCUGGCACUGAGGGUAGCGGAACGAGCAACAUGAAAUUUGUGCUGAAUGGUGGUUUGAUCAUCGGAACCUGCGAUGGUGCUAAUAUCGAGAUCACUCGUGAGAUUGGCGAGCAGAACAUAUUCUUAUUCGGAAACUUGGCGGAGGAUGUCGAGGAGCUCCGCCACCGACAUCUUUACGGCGAUUUCCAGCUCGAUUCUCAUCUCGCCAAGGUCUUUGAUGCCAUCCGAAGCGGCACGUUCGGCGACCCCGGCGAUUUCUCCGCGCUCAUUGCGUCCAUCGCGGAGCAUGGCGAUUACUACCUAGUCUCGGAUGAUUUCAACUCGUACAUCACCACGCAGAAAAUGGUGGACGAGGCGUUCAAAGACCGAGACGAGUGGCUCGCCAAAUCCAUCACCAGCGUAGCUCGCAUGGGCUUCUUCUCCACCGAUCGUGUGAUCAAUGAAUAUGCAGACAGCAUCUGGAACGUGGAGCCUCUGGCUGUGAAAGACUAGAUCACUUACUACUAUCCUUGCAUGUAUUGUUCCUGUCUGUCAUCUCAUUUCUUCUUGCUUUUGGGGUUCAUUCCUUACUUGGUCUGGAUUGCGAGCAUGCUUUCGCGUGUCUGUUUAUAGCAUAACUACGACGGAUGUUUUGAUGACCAUCAGAG